Messenger RNA from Salvelinus fontinalis (brook trout), 5427 nucleotides. RefSeq names its product SPRY domain containing 3 (gene spryd3). Gene Ontology annotation, molecular function: protein binding. Bases 207 to 1466 code for a protein of 419 amino acids. The record is from RefSeq and is a predicted model, not a curated record. NCBI's taxonomy places the organism in Eukaryota, Metazoa, Chordata, Actinopteri, Salmoniformes, Salmonidae. The transcript is spliced from 11 exons.
AAGCGCCAUACAUUUACAAAGUUUUUCUACUGUAACGUUUUGGAGUCUUACCAAAUGAACACAAGUGCCUUUGAAUUAAUUAUUUAAACACAUACUGGACAAAUGGGGUAACCAACCCGUCUUCUGGAAAGCUACUGAGUGUGCUGGUUUUUACGCUAGCCCUACCCGAACUCACUGGAUUUAGCCAAUCCUGACCUCAAGUCAAGAUGGAUGACAUCAACCAACACUACAGGUUCCUGAACUGGCGGAGGAGGAUCAGAGACGUGCGUGCUGUACGCUUUCAGGAGCGCUACAAAAGAAUGCUGAAGAAUGGAGACACACUCAGCUAUCAAGGGAACUCUGAUGAGGUUGGCUGCUAUGUGGCUCCCAGUCCCUUAUCAAAGGGAAACUGCUACUUUGAGGUGACCAUAAUGGACACAGGGGUGAGAGGGACGAUAGCAGUAGGCCUGGUGCCACAGUUCUACAAGCUGGACCAUCAGCCAGGCUGGCUGCCACAGUCUGUAGCCUACCACGCUGAUGACGGCAAGCUGUACGAUGGAAACCCUGUGGGCCAGCAGUUUGGGCCCAAAUGCAACCGUGGUGACAGGAUUGGCUGUGGAAUAUACUGUGAUACCAUCGAGGCUGGGUUGACCACAGUCUUUUUCACCAAGAAUGGCAAAGAGGUGGGCUCGUUGGUGUUCCCGGUAGCGGCAGAGGGCCUGUUCCCAGCCAUCGGGAUGCACUCUUUGGGAGAGGAAGUGAGGCUGGACCUCCAGGCAGAGUGGGACAUGGAGGAGGCGGACAGCGUCAUGAUGGUGGACAGCCACGAGGACGACUGGGGACGUCUCUACGACAUCAGGGUCACUGGCACGCAGCUCCUGGAGUACGUCGGGAAGGGGAAGAGCAUCCUGGACGUGGGUCUGGCCCAGGCCAGGCAGCCCCUCAGCACACGCUGCCACUACUUUGAGGUGGAGAUAGUGGACGCUGGAGAGAAGUGCUACAUCGCCCUGGGCCUGGCCAGAAGGGACUACCCCAAGAACAGACACCCAGGCUGGAGCCAAGGCUCAGUGGCUUAUCACGCAGAUGAUGGGAAGAUCUUCCAUGGUAGUGGGGUUGGGGAGCCGUUUGGUCCUCGCUGUAUCGAGGGUGACAUCAUGGGCUGUGGCAUCAUGUUCCCACGGGACUACAUAUUGGAUGGUGAAGAUGACAUAGAUGAGUGGGACCCAUUGGAGGUGCUGCCGAGGCAGGGCGAGGGGCGCAUCCAGAACGUUCUGUACCUGAAUGAUGAUGAGGAGGAGGAGGAGGAAGAGGGGGACGAACUGGACCAGGAGCAUGACGGCAGGAAGGUCAUGGUGUUCUUCACACGGAACGGGAAGCUGAUGGGUCGCCGUGAGGUGGUGGUGCCCCCAGGGGGAUUCUACCCCACCGUGGGGAUGCUGAGCAGCGGAGAAAAGGUCAAGGUGGACCUGCACCCCCUCAGUGGAUGAACCUGACCAACCUGCAUCCUCUUAGUGGAUAAGAUGAGUCCAGAAACCGAACACUGCACCCUGUCAUCGCCUGACCAGUGACCACAUCAAGCCUUACUGGGGAUCAGCGUAGUGAAACUAGGGCAGGGAUUCAUUCCAUGGCAUUCUAUAACUGACUUUUAAAGGAAUUUUAUGCUUGAGCGUUUACCAUUUAUUUGAUCUCUGCAAACGUCUGGGAAAAUGCUGUUAAAAGGCAUAUUGUGGGCUGUAUAGGGUGCUGCCCUGUAACACAACUUGAAUAGAAUCCCAGCCUUAGUCACAACCAUCAGGUCUACUGUAGCAAAAAAUAUAUAUAUAUACACUGGUGCAGUGAUAUGUGUUGUUUUACAGGGUCAGCAAUAGUAGUUUGGCAAAUUAGGGUAAAGUGCCUUGCUCAAGGGAACAUCGAUUUUUUUUUUCUCUCACAUUGUUGUCUUGGGUAUUCGAACCAGCGACUACUAAAACUACCAUCAGGACUCACUGUGGCAAAACUACCAUCAGGAUUCACUGUGGCAAAACUACCAUCAGGACUGACUGUGGCAAAACUACCAUCAGGACUGACUGUGGCAAGACUACCAUCAGGACUGACUGUGGCAAAACUACCAUCAGGACUCACUGUGGCAAAACUACCAUCAAGACUCACUGUGGCAAAACUACCAUCAGGAUUCACUGUGGCUAAACUACCAUCAGGACUGACUGUGGCAAAACUACCAUCAGGACUCACUGUGGCAAAACUACCAUCAGGACUCACUGUGGCAAAACUACCAUCAGGACUCACUGUGGCAAAACUACCAUCAGGACUCACUGUGGCAAAACUACCAUCAGGACUCACUGUGGCAAAACUACCAUCAGGACUCACUGUGGCUAAACUACCAUCAGGACUCACUGUGGCAAAACUACCAUCAGGAUUCACUGUGGCUAAACUACCAUCAGGACUGACUGUGGCAAAACUACCAUCAGGACUGACUGUGGCAAAACUACCAUCAGGACUGACUGUGGCAAAACUACCAUCAGGACUCACUGUGGCAAAACUACCAUCAGGACUCACUGUGGCAAAACUACCAUCAGGACUCACUGUGGCAAAACUACCAUCAGGACUCACUGUGGCAAAACUACCAUCAGGACUCACUGUGGCAAAACUACCAUCAGGACUCACUGUGGCAAAACUACCAUCAGGACUCACUGUGGCAAAACUACCAUCAGGACUCACUGUGGAAAAACUACCAUCAGGACUCACUGUGGCAAAACUACCAUCAGGACUCACUGUGGCAAAACUACCAUCAGGACUCACUGUGGCAAAACUACCAUCAGGACUCACUGUGGCAAAACUACCAUCAGGACUCACUGUGGCAAAACUACCAUCAGGACUCACUGUGGCAAAACUACCAUCAGGACUCACUGUGGCAAAACUACCAUCAGGACUCACUGUGGAAAAACUACCAUCAGGACUCACUGUGGCAAAACUAAAGGCUUAGCCUAAGACAGAGUUGUUGGAUAAUUCUGUGCAAUUUGUUUUAUCAUUUUUCAUCAAGCCACAUUUUUUCCCCUGUCAAAGCAAAUAGUCAGUCCUGCCUGAUCCUGGGCUCUAAAACAGCGGAGCCCCUAAAAUGUCUCUCAUGAGGUCUACUGGCACACUUUGUUUAUUUCAUUUGUCAUGGCCCCAAACAUAGCAAUGCAUGUCCAACAGAGUCCAAGAGCCUGCUGGCAGUUCAUGUUAUAGGCACUAGUGAGUGAGUAGUGCUCUCCUAUCCCUUAUAUAGUGCACCACUUUUGACUAGUGCCCUAUUUGCCCUGGACAAAAAUAAUGCACUAUAUAGGGAAUAUGGUGACAUUUGGGACGCCGGUAGAUUCUGUGUGUGAUUGAGUGAGUAGUGCCCUCCUGUGAGUGCUCACUAACCUGCCUCCUGGAGCUGAGCUGAGCUUGCUAGGCCCCAGAUCUGCUAGUGCUUUAUAGCCAACUCUUAUGGUCAUUGUCAUGCCAAACAUGUAUACACAGAUUUGGGACCAGGCUAGAGCUGGGCUAGGUGGGAGUAAAAAUGAUAUUCUCCAUAUCACAUGGAUGGCAUCCUGGUAUCAAGUAACCCUUUAUCGAAGACUGGAGGUUAUGUAAAUGUGUGAAUAUACACUACAUGGUAUGUGGACAAAAGUAUAUGGACAGCCGUUCAAAUGAGUGGAUUUGACUAUUUCAGCCAGAACCGUUGCUGACAGGUGUAUACAAUCGAGCCAGCUUCCAACUUUGUGGCAACCGUUUGGGGAAGGCCCUUUCCUGUUUCAGCAUGUCAAUGCCCCCGUGUACAAAGCAAGGUCCAUACAGAAAUGGUUUGUCGAGAUCUGUGUGGAAGAACUUGACUGGCCUGCACAGAGCCCUGACCUCAAUCUCAUCGAACGCCUUUGGGAUGAAUUGGAACGCAUACUGCGAGCCAGGCCUAAUCGCCCAACAUCAGUACCCGACCUCACUAAUUCUCUUAUGGCUGAAUGGAAGCAAGUCCCCUCAGCAAAGUUCCAACAUCUAGUGGAAAGCCUUCCCAGAAGAGUGGAGGCUGUUAUAGCAGCAAAAGGGGGACCAUCUCCAUAUUAAUGCCAAUGAUUUUAGAAUGAGGUGUUCGACGAGCAGGUGUCCAUAUACCUUUGGCCAUGUAGUGUAUGUAUAAAUUCUAUAUCCUAUAUGUUUGACUGUAUAGAUUCAUAAUCUCCUAUAUAUUUUCCUAGAUUUCUCUCCACAUGGAAUUCUAUAACUGAAGACGUAAGAGAGAGACUGUUGGCUUUUUGUAAUAGGGGGGAUGGGUGGUGAGGGUUUAGUUAAAAAUCCUUAGUACUUUUUAAGUGGACUCUAUCCACUCCCAAUGUAAUUGGCGGUUACUUUUUGCAUAAUUAUAUGUUCCGAUUCAUUUUUCAUGAACAUAUCUUCAUUGCAAUCAAAGCAGAUUAACAUAUUUUGGUUGAGGAUAAUAGAUCAACUGCACACGAGAUUAUCAAUAUGUUGACAAUGUCUUCUGCAACAGUAUGCUUUUGUCACAAGCACGUUAGAAAUGGUUGAGUCGGGUGGUGUCUGUAGUACUCAGUAGAACCAGCAGAGUGCGAUCAGCAUCCUGUUCAGCCCAAUCUGAGAGGAAUGUUUGUUUGUAGUCCCAAAUGGCACCCUAUUCCCCACAUGGUGCACUAUUAUUAUUAUUUUACCAGGGCCCACUGGUCAAAAGUAGUGCACUAUGUAGGGAAUAGGGUGCCAUUUGAGACCGCGUGUCGAAAUGUAUACAGAGGAAGAGGCGGAGCUCUUGUCAUUUGUUCUUAAGGUUUACGAAACUUGUUCCGAUCUAUGCCAAAUGUUUAAGGUUUGGCAGCUUUUGUGAUUCUGAUCAAUCCGCCAUAUUGCAUUUCUAUUUGUAUGAUUUAAUUCGCCAUGAGAUGUUUCUGUGUGCAUCCCAAAUGAGGCACGUCCAGGUGACAGACAAUGUCCCAAAUGGCAACGUAUUCCCUAUAUAGCGCACUACUUUUAACCAGAGCACUAUAGUCCCUGGUCAAAAGUAGUGCACUAUAUAGGGAAUAGGGUGCCAUUUGGGACAUUGUCUGUCACCUGGACUUGCCUCAUUCCCUUGAUAUUGACACAAUCCCACACAGCAGCACCUCUGUAGUUAUGGUUCAGGCAUCAUGAAGACCAUAGACAUGCUUAUUCAUAGAUGACAUAUAAGCACCAGAAAGAAGCCUGUACUUGUAUCUCAAUUAGGGUUGCAAAAUUGUAACUUUCCAAUAAUUCUCAGGUUUUCCAGAAAUCGUGGUUGGAGGAUUCUGGAUUUCCUGCGUAUUCCCUCCUGAAUCUUCCAGACAGGAUUGAUGGAAAACCUGAAAUUAUCAACCAUGAUCUCAAUGUAAAUGUUAGCACCUUGCCUACUUCCAGGAAGGCUGUCUUACUAAUUAAUAUAUGCAUUAAAAGGUAGUUAUUUCCAUA